AUGGAAAGUGAAGUUCAAAGAGACGGCAGGGUUCUUGAUCUAACAGAUGACGCUUGGAGGGAAGACCGUCUACCUUAUGAAGAUGUCACUAUCCCAUUGGUAAGGAAAGCCUUUCAACAAUGACGUUUAUGGUGCAACAAUGUUCAUGAUGAGGUUUAGCUAGCUAUAGCUAACUUAACGCGUUACAUAGAUGUAGCUUCUGCAUCUGGCUCACUCAUAAUUAUUAAUGAAUAGCUAGCUAGCUAUACAAUUCAUACAUCAGAGUUUUUAUUAUUUGAUCCCCAAUCCAAAUCGCUGAUGGGUAGUUAUAAAGCCUUACCUGCCUAAGCUACUAUAAACCCUAAAAGUAGACUUUGGACUUGACUACCUAAAGUGUAUACUAGGGGCACUGUAGCUAAUGUUACAUGUACAACCGGUAACUGCCAAAAUAAAGGAAACACCAACAUAGUGUCUUAAAUUAAUAGGGCGUUGGUCCACCGCGAGCCGCCAGAGCAGCUUCAAUGCACCUUGGCAUAGAUUCUACAAGUGUCUGGAACUCUAUUGGAGGGAUGCAACACCAUUCAUCCACGAGAAUUUAAAUCAUUUGGUGUUUUGUUGAUGGUGGUGGAAACCGCUGUCUCAGGCGCCGCUCCAGAAUCUCACAUAAGUGUUAAAUUGGUUUGAGAUUCAUUACGUCUUGCAAUGGAAACCGUUUACUGUUUAAGAACCAAAAAGUAGCAAACGAAACGGCGAGGGAAUUUGACUAAUAGACGAGACGUUUUGCAACAGAAUCGGUGUAAUGAAUACACCCCUGGUGACAGACACUCCCUUUAAUAAACCCCCUAUGCUCCUUUGAGACCCCUCUUUCAAAGUCACACUGAUCUUUUCUAAACAUAGUAGCCAAAAUAAUGGACAACUGGGCAUUUUUAUAUGGGAUGUUUUAAUUGCUUAAUUAACUCUGGAACCACACCCGGGUGGAAGGACCUGCUUUCAAUAUACUUUGUAGCCCUCAUUUAUGCAAGUGUUUUCUUUAUUUUGGCAGUUACCUGUGUAAAUAGCUAGUUUAGUUAAUGAAUGCCUUUUUUAAAGAUUUGACCUUACAUUUACAUCAGUGACCCUACCUUUUAGUCCACAAGGGCCUCACAGAAGUGUCUUCUCUCCCUGGUGGUAUCCAAUAGAGCAAAUGCCUUUGGCAUGAGUCCUCUAUCUGUUUUCAGAAAUCAGUUUCUGAAUAAAGACCCUUUUAGGAAUGUCCGAUACUCAUGCUACUGUAUAAGCCUGGACAAUACUACUAGUUUGCGUUCAUGUGGUUAAGCCUUUUUUCUUCCCUCCUGCAGAGUGAACUGCCUGAAGCUGAGCAAGAUAAUGGAGGAUCAACAGAGUCGGUGAAAGAACAAGAAAUGAAGUGGUCGGAUUUAGCCCUUCAGAGUCUGCACGAGAAUACACCCAACACUGGGACUCAGCUACUUCGUGAAUGGACGCUGUGCCUACUCCAGUGUACCCGUGGUUGAACAGUUGUCUGUUUCCUGUAGUCUUACAAUGGUCAACAGAAAAUCAUUGACGUGGUAUUUUGUCAUUCAUGUUGAAGGACCCCCUCAAACCCACAAUGUCUUUCAGUUCAAUAAUUGAACCUGGAGUGCAGCAUCCCUGGACUAUUUGUAGAUUUUCUUAUUGGCCUGACAGAAAUAAAUGUAUUGUAAACUGAGUAUAAUGAAGCAAAAUAAACAGAUGUUUUAUUUUAUACAUCCACUCUUUUUUCCUCAGUCAAAGGCAAUGCAUAUUACAAGUGUGACAUACGGGUGGCAAAUACAUAGGUAUACUUUUGUAAUUGGCUCCUUGCCUCUGGCAUCAAACAGGGAAAAUGCAAUUACCAGUAGGUUCACUGAAAUAUGUAUGCCAUCCUCACAGUACUUCACAUUUAAGUGUUUAUCAUUAGGUCUAGUCAAGACAUCUCAGGGAGCUUUGUGUUAUGUAAAAUACAAUUUGUUUAGGACAAAGGCUCACAGGAAUACAUGAUCUCCAUCAAAAGUAGCAUUGAACAUUCUAUACUGCAAUAUUGCAAGAGACCACUGACAACAGACAAAUGCUCAGUUAUUUCCUGAACAAUUGUAUUAUUGUUAUAUUCAACAACAUAAUACUCAAUUUACUGAGACAGCUGUUUUCACAUUCAAACACGUUCUUUAGCCACUUACUGUGCUCCAUAACAAAGGAGAGACGGGAGUAUUCAGUUUGUAUCCAUUUGAACAGGUAGGGGCCAUUCAUGAAGCAAAAGAUAACAGUACCUUCACAAGCAAUGGGGGUUACAACAUAUGGUCAAAGGCAAUGUUCCCUCAAAUGUUUUCUGGUACUGAGCAAAUUUCAGCUCUGCUGAGCGCAAACUUGACCGUUGUGAAAAUUCUGUGCAACUUUCAGCGAGCGUUUACUGUGAAUACUGAGGCUGUACCCCCUUUAAGUUAGUUUUAACAGUGGCCAUGUUGGCUACUAUGGUUAUUUGAUCAUAAUGUAGGCCUACCAUCAAAAACAAUGGAGAAAAUGCAUCCCAUAACAUUUUAACAUGUUCUAUAAUUCAGCCUACAGUAGCAGCCAAUGUGUUCAAUCUAGGCCUACAUUCCAUGAGACUUCUGAAAAAAAAAACAUGCAGGGCUUGACAACCUGUUUAUCCACUUGUCCUUCAGACAAGGUGGUGACUGAAAAUGCUGUUGUGUUUGAUGCAAGAAACCACUUUUACAAAAUAAAAUGCAUUAUUAUUCCCAUACCAUUAUUAUAGAGAAUCAGACAAAUUAUGCUAACCUCUGCCUAUUGGCUUCUUAGCUUAUUCAAGCCUGUCUCUAAAUAUACAACACUGCCCCUUUAAGACAAAAAAAGAAAGCUCUUUACCGGAGUUUCUUUUCAAUGUCUAGAAAUGUACAGGUUUUGUGCUCUUGUAGGAAGCAAUCACUCCCCUAUUGCUGACUACAAACUAUAACUGGGUUAAUAACUCACUAACUAGCAAAGGAUAUGAACAAAAUGUGCACACGUGGCUACAUGCAGCUCUCGCUCUGAUCUCAAAACAAGCGCAUCUACUCAGUACCGCUCAUACUGUAAACACAAUCCAGUUAAAAGUAAAUGGCACAGAUCCAUAUAUGGUAAUGAUCUAUUUGCAUAUAGGACUACUGCAGCUCUGAUUGUUUAUGCCACACUGGUCUGUAUGGAAGUACGGGCUGAGUAGUGUGUCAAUAGAAUCCUACUCGGAUGCGUUCUGCCUACAACAAAAUCUCUUGCAUAGUUCGUUUUGUUUCGGUAUGUUGCAUUGAAAGUAGCUAAUAUUGCAUUGAUUCAAUCACAAUUGUCACCAUAAAGGGAAAUGUUGAACGUGUUAACAGGGAAAACUCUAGAACACUGGUCACCAACCUUUUCUGAGUCAAGAUCACCAAGUCAAAAUGCAAGCUGAGAGCUACCGCUCAGAUUUUUAAAAAAUACAUUACUUAAAAAACGUAAGCCUAUCCAACAUUAACCAAUUAAAAACAGUACUGUAGCAAUGAGGUUUGUGCAGUAAGCUGAGGUAGGCUAUAUGAUCACACAGGUAAUAUAUCCGUUGUUGUAUUACUUGUGAGGCACAGCUGAGUGAGCAUAACAUUUAAAUAAUUUGCUUUUUAUUUUACUGGGCUGAUGGCGCCUGCAUCUGAUGGUCAGUCUCAGCAGAGGGAGAGAGCAACCGACUGAGGGUCCACCUCUCAACAUCCCUCCGCUCUCCCUUUCCUCCACUGACCAAAAAGGGACAGUCUUCCAGCUGAUGGUUAACUCGAGUCGCACCGCAUUAUUUCUGCCUCAUGCACAAAUUCAUGUUGUUACUCCUAUGAGAAAAGUGAAAUAUUCCUCCAUAUUAAAAAGACCCAAGCCGGUAAUAAUAACGCAAGCCUAUAGAUACACUUUCCUACUCAUUCAUUACUGCUGCAGUGCUUGUAACACUGAGUGGAAAUAGGAAGAAAGCGCAUUUUAUGGUUUAUAAACGUGUUGACAAUGCCGAGUAAGAACUUAAACAUGAACUCACUCAAAAACAGCAGCUCUUUGCUGUAUUCGUUGACAGUCUCUCUCUAGUCAUGGUUUUAAACGUUUUGAAAUCUCACAGUAUCAAUUUUGCUGUAGCUUUUUUUUAUGCCUGCUACCUUACUGUAUACACGGUAAUCUGAUCCAUCCGAUUGGUCAGCGGUAGGCCCUAUAGAGCACUUGAUUUGCUCUCUGGGCCCGCUGGAAAGGCAGAGUUUGUACCUUCAGACACAUGAAAUGGUUGAAAAUGGCAACAGGCCGAGACGAAUAUUUUUUGUUUGUUGAAACAAGGCUUUAUCGUUGUUGUUUUUCACAGAAAUGUUUGGCGAUCCACUAGGAAUGCCUUGGAGAUUGACAUGACCACUGCUCUAGAAAAUUGAGUGAAGUUCAAUCUCGUGCUUCUCUGUGGGUUGAUAUUUCUGCGCAGCAGUCCCAGGGGAGCUGCGCGGCAGUCUCUGGGCAACUGCAUGCGCGCAGUUUAGAGGGAACGUUGGUCAAAGGUAUAUAUGGUUUCAAAAUGCAAAUAUAGCUAGGUUUCCAUCCAAUCGAAGACAGAUUUUCAUGCGAAUAUUCAAAAAUCCGGAUAAAAACACUGCGCAUUUUCCCACCAGAGAUGUUUUUCUAUUAAAUUGACAUGUUGCAGAUAAAAAGCUGUGCGUGAUGACAGUGCACAUAAAAAUAACUUUUGCGGUUAAAUCACCAUGUACCGAAUAAAAAAAAAACAAUUUAAAUGGGUUUGAAUUGCAUUUAACGCGACAGAUGGUUUUGUCAUUAUAAUUAUAUAUUUUUGCAUUAUAUAGCGAAUGUACCCACUCUGGUCUUUGCAGGUGUGCUCUAGCCAACAGCUCGCAGAUACAGUGCGGGUAUAGUCUACUACAUGAUGAGAUCAUUAUGGACAGAAGAGCUAAAUUAUUCAUCAUCAUGUCACCAGAAUAAGACCCUCAAUAUUGGAAAGCAGCAUAAUGCACUUUCACCACCCUGUGAAGUUCAGAAUUUAUUUCAUCUGUAGCCUAACAAACUGCAUGCUUUCCCGAGUUGUAGUGGGAGGACCCCACACACCAUAUCAUCGCGUGACUCCAAAUGUACUUCUAAUGGUUAUUGUAUAGAUAUUAGCGCAUAAAAGGCACUUCCACUGCCAUUUCUUGCAUAAUUAAUUUUACUAACAGAAAAAGAACCCACCUUGUCUAGUGUAUUUUGUUAUGUCGACAUUUGGAAAGUUUACCAACACAUGUGCUGUUUCCAUCAGGCCUGUCCUGAUAUUUUUAUCCAAUGUACUUUACUCACAUGAAAAAGUUUGAUGGAAAUCUGGUUUAUGACCUGCUUUUGAAAUUGAAUGAGAUUAAUCUGAAUCCUCUGUCAAUUUGACUGGCUGUUGACAAAUUCCAGUGAAAGCAGACAGUUGGUUCCAAAAUUGUUAUUUCAAUUUUUUUCUUCUUCAAAAUGAUCCCAAACAUUUAUGCAUUCAAAUUACUUUAUGGUUUCCACUCUGGGAACUAUUUCAAAAUGUAGUUGGUGGCGUGAAUUCACUUGCUCGAGCUGAGCAAGCAUUUCAAUGUGUGAAGUGUUGUAGAAAAAACAAAUUUUUCAUAACUUUAUUAAGUUAGUCCUUUGAAAUUGGCAGAAAAAAAACAAGACUACAAAACAUUUUAAAAUAAUAAUUAUUUUACACCUCCCACGGUAACAUUGUCAUUCUCAUAACCAGUCGUUAGCCCAUACAUGAGCAAGAAUGCUUUCACGGUCAAAAAGACUGCCAAAAUGUUUGGUCCCUCCUACAAUGAAGAACAAGCCUCUGUACCAAAGCAUUCCAUUAUAAUUAAAUUCACUCUGCUUUAUAGCAAAAAUACAUCAAAGCUAAGAAUGGCACAGUCACAGAGCAAAUAAAAUAUUAACAGCUACCAUUUCAAUGAGUCACAACUGCGUGGCUUCUUAGAACAAUUGAAGAAAUUAUGGUUAAUUCAGUACAUUCUGUAAAAAGUCUCUUAUAAUUUGAUUUUUACAAUUCAUAAAAAAUACAGAGAAGAAAAAUAAUGCGAAACGGUCUGACGACAGUCCACUGUCCUGCAGAGGCUGUGGAACUUUCUAAUCUCGAGUUGAGUCACUUACUUGCUUCCUAAAACCCGGGCAAAAGUUAGUUUGACACGUUUUUCUCAAGUCUCUUCUUCAUUCUGCGUGUAUUUCUGUCUCGGGCCUCUGCAGGGCCAGUUCAGCUGGGAUGAAGGCACCCUGGCCCAAGGCAGUGGAGUACGCUCUGUUGCUGUGGCUACCUGUGAAGCCAGGGUUGGUGGGGAAAGAGCCAGAGGAGCCCCCAUGGGGGUUUGGCAUGGGGGCCUGUGGCUGAGGUACUGCUGCUGGGUGGUAGUCAUCCAUGUUGUCGUAGUGGGACUGCACCGUAAUGGUGCUGUGUCUCUGCUGCCCACCGUGGGGCUGGUAUGAGUAUUCUCUGUCUGGUUCGGGCAUGGUGGCUUGGCUGUAGUGCUGCUGCUGCUCUCGGACGCUUUGCGACCGCUCAGGCUUGGGAGGGGCCUGCGCUUUGACGGGGGCCGACUGUUGUUGCUGGUCGUCUUUUUCCUGGUAACCACCGGGGGUUUUGGCCAUGUUUGGAUGCCGGUCUGGAUCGGGCCAUUCGUAGCGGGGUUGGAAGCUCCGAGCUCCGUCCGCUGGGUUGUGUCGGCUGGGGUCCUGCUGAUGAGACUGGUUGCGGGGUGGGUGUUGGGCUUGGUGCGAGUGGGAGGCCUGGCAGGUCCUGGAUCUGCUUUGUUUGUCCCCAGUGUCGGUCCCCUGACAGUGCUUCUCUGUCUCCAUGUACAUGAGGACGUCGGGGUCUGACGCUCGGGGAGCGUGCUGGAAGCCUAGCGGUACGCCGUAG
Molecule: messenger RNA, 6871 nt
Organism: Coregonus sp. 'balchen'
Lineage: Eukaryota; Metazoa; Chordata; Actinopteri; Salmoniformes; Salmonidae
Source: the annotation of a GenBank genome assembly